AUGACCGAAAAACCUUAUGGUUUCAAGCCAUCAGAGAUGGCGACUGGAGCAGGUCAAGUCGUCGGAGAUGGUGACCGGAGUAAGCCAGUUUGCAAUAGAAUCAGGAGCAACAUCGUUCCUCCUUCAUUACCAUUCUCAAGACUCAUUCAUUCACUGCAAUUUGCCACUGUUAAAGCAGAAGAGAUAUCAGGCUCUAAGCCUGCUCAAGUACAGAACUUGGUCCAGGGAAAAUGGAUGACAUCCAGCAACUGGAAUACGAUUGUAGAUCCUGUAAACGGGGAAUCAUUCAUUAAAGUUUCAGAAGUAGAUGAAAGCGAAAUCAAGCCUUUUGUGGAGAGCUUAUCUAAGUGCCCCAAACAUGGCCUGCACAAUCCAUUCAAAUCCCCAGAGAGGUACCUUUUAUAUGGAGAUGUAUCUGCAAAAGCAGGCCAUAUGCUUUCCCUGCCUGAGGUUUCUGAUUUCUUUACCAAGUUAAUACAACGGGUGUCGCCAAAGAGUUACCAGCAGGCUUUUGGUGAAGUUUAUGUUGCACAAAAGUUUCUGGAGAACUUUUCCAGUGAUCAGGUACGUUUUCUGGCGAGGUCUUUUGCUGUUCCUGGGAAUCAUCUUGGGCAACAAAGUCAUGGGUUCCGCUGGCCUUAUGGCCCUGUGGCAUUGAUUACACCAUUCAAUUUCCCUCUAGAGAUUCCUGUACUCCAGUUGAUGGGAGCACUUUACAUGGGCAACAAGCCUGUCCUUAAAGUUGAUAGCAAAGUAUGCAUUGUUAUGGAACAAAUGCUUCGGUUGCUCCAUGAUUGUGGGAUGCCUGUGGAGGAUGUUGACUUCAUCAAUUCUGAUGGGAAAACAAUGAACAAACUACUGUUAGAGGCAAAUCCACGAAUGACACUCUUUACGGGUAGCUCAAGGGUAGCAAAUAAGUUGGCUGAUGAUCUGAACGGGAAAGUUAAAUUAGAAGAUGCAGGAUUUGAUUGGAAGAUCCUUGGGCCUGAUGUUCAUGAGGUGGACUAUGUUUCAUGGGUAUGUGAUCAAGAUGCAUAUGCAUGUAGUGGUCAGAAAUGCUCAGCACAGUCAUUGUUAUUUAUGCAUGAGAACUGGAGCAAAACCUCACUCUUACGUCAAUUGACUGACCUUGCCGGGAGGAGGAGGCUUGAUAAUUUGACUAUAGGCCCAGUUCUUACCUACACAACAGAAGCAAUGCUAGACCACAAGAACAAUUUGCUUCAAAUUCCAGGAUCAAAGCUACUUUUUGGUGGGGAAGAGUUGGAAAAUCAUUCUAUUCCUAAAAUAUACGGUGCCAUAAAGCCAACAGCUGUAUUUGUUCCACUUGAACAAAUAAUCAAGACCGAAUAUUAUGAUCUUGUUACAAAAGAAAUAUUUGGGCCAUUCCAGAUUAUUACCGAGUACAAAGACAAUCAACUCCCGAUUGUGUUGGCUGUUCUUGAAAAGAUGCAUGCACAUUUAACUGCUGCUGUCGUCUCUAACGAUCCUUUGUUUAUUCAGGAAAUUGUUGGUAAAAGCGUAAAUGGAACGAGUUAUGUUGGACUUAGAGCAAGAACGACAGGGGCGCCACAGAAUCAUUGGUUUGGACCAGCUGGAGAUCCAAGAGGAGCAGGAAUAGGGACUCCUGAAGCAAUAAAACUUGUGUGGUCUUGUCAUAGAGAAGUCAUAUAUGAUUUUGGUCCAGUUCCUCAAAAUUGGCAAAUCCCACCUUCUACUUGACUAAAACCCACAUAUAUAUACAUAUACAUACAUACUUUUGAUUGAUUAUGUUUAUGUGAAUGCCCAUCCUUUAUCUACCUAGUUUCAGGAGCCAACUAUAGAAACACUUGGUUCCUAAACUCAUAAUAGAUUUUGAUACUUGAGAUUCCUUUUACUAAGAGGUUUGUUUGUGAAGGAUUAUUUGUUAAGCCAUAUAAUGUCAUUGUCUGUUUACGGCUUCAUCAGUUGGCCAUUACUCUCUUUGCUAUUUUUAUGAAUCUUUUGAUAGAUGAAUAUAACUUGGAAAAAAUUGGAAUG
Cynara cardunculus var. scolymus (artichoke) is the source of this 2016-nucleotide messenger RNA. RefSeq names its product delta-1-pyrroline-5-carboxylate dehydrogenase 12A1, mitochondrial-like. The transcript has 17 exons. Gene Ontology annotation, molecular function: L-glutamate gamma-semialdehyde dehydrogenase (NAD+) activity; aldehyde dehydrogenase (NAD+) activity. The record is from RefSeq and is a predicted model, not a curated record. NCBI's taxonomy places the organism in Eukaryota, Viridiplantae, Streptophyta, Magnoliopsida, Asterales, Asteraceae. Bases 1 to 1719 code for a protein of 572 amino acids. Gene Ontology annotation, cellular component: mitochondrion.